AAGGUAUGGCCGUGUAGUAAUUUACCAAGUGACUAUAAUUGUUCUGGUUCGGUCAUUAAGUGAAACAAUAAUUGUAUGACAUGAAAGCUGCAAGUCCAUUCGUUGCGAACAAAAUGGAAACCAGAUACGUUGACAACGACGAGGACAAUUACUCGGAUGCCAGCUCAUCUCUGGCUCCCAAUGGCUCUGUAGUAUCGACAGUGCCUGACAGACACGGCUUCCUAGGUGGUGCCCAAUACCUGAACGAAUCGAAACACAUGAUAUCAGCUAACAAAACCAUAGAACGUGAACGAAAAUGGCUUAAUAUGACUGCCAAUUGGGAUAAACAAAUGAUUAGGAGUUUUAAAAAAGUACAAAACAGAUGUAGAAAAGGAAUUCCCCAGUCAAUCAGACCUAGAGCUUGGUUGUACUUGACUAAAGCAAAUAAAUUGUUGGACCAAAAGAAAAAUCUCUAUUUUAAGCUGUGUGACCAACCAGGAGAUCGUAAAUGGAUUGAAGACAUAAGAAAAGAUCUUCAUCGACAGUUCCCAUAUCAUGAGAUGUUUGUCGACCAAGAUGGAACAGGCCAAAAAGAGUUAUUCAAUGUUCUCAAAGCGUAUACAAUAUUAAAUCCUGUAAUUGGAUAUUGUCAAGCACAAGCUCCAAUUGCUGCAUUUCUUCUCAUGCACAUGCCAGCCGAACAAGCGUUUUGGUGUUUUGUAGCAAUUUGUGAUGAUUAACUUAGUGAUUACUACAGUCCAGGAAUGGAAACACUGAUUAGAGAUGGUAACAUACUUUUUGCAUUAUUGAAAGAACGUGAGCCAAAAAUUUAUAAACUUUUGAAAAAGCAAAGUAUUGAUCCAAUCAUGUAUAUGACUGAAUGGUUUUUAUGUGCUUUCACAAGAACAUUGCCAUGGCCCACCUUGUUGAGGUUUUGGGAUAUAUUUUUAUUUGACGGCGUUAAAACAUUUUUCAAAAUGGGUUUAAUAAUGAUCAAAAUAUCAUUGCCAGAAAAAUCAUAUUCUGAUCUCAAAAAACGUUUUCCUACUAUGUGUGAAACCUUAGAAGCUUUGCGGAAUCCACCAUUGCAUAUGCUUGAGGAAGAGAGAAUUAUUAAAAAGCUCAUACUAUUAGAAAUACCUGAAGACACGUUCAAAUAUUACCAUAUGCAACAAUCCUCAUUGAGACGAAAGACAAAAGAAACAAAAAAACUUCGAGAAACUGAUGUAUUUUGAACAUUUGCAAUAACUAUUUUACAAAAG
Myzus persicae (green peach aphid) is the source of this 1241-nucleotide messenger RNA. It is a transcript of the gene wkd, whose product is annotated as TBC1 domain family member 10B. The transcript has 9 exons. The record is from RefSeq and is a predicted model, not a curated record. Lineage: Eukaryota; Metazoa; Arthropoda; Insecta; Hemiptera; Aphididae.